AUGCCCGCUAGAGAAGUCGUGUAUCAGCUAAUCGCCGAGGACAGCACAACUGAGCUCCAGACAGCGCCGACGGAGGAUUCGCCAGAGUUGCAGAGGCCGGCAGGUUGUCCCGCGUCCACGGGUGAUUGGCUCCGGCGCACUCCCGCACUCACUCGGGGCUGGAUCGCUUGA
Colletotrichum orchidophilum is the source of this 171-nucleotide messenger RNA. RefSeq lists its product as uncharacterized. The transcript has a single exon. The coding region runs from base 1 to 171 and encodes 56 amino acids. The record is from RefSeq and is a predicted model, not a curated record. Lineage: Eukaryota; Fungi; Ascomycota; Sordariomycetes; Glomerellales; Glomerellaceae.